This is a messenger RNA of Ctenocephalides felis (cat flea), 465 nucleotides long. RefSeq names its product venom serine protease Bi-VSP-like. The coding region runs from base 1 to 465 and encodes 154 amino acids. The record is from RefSeq and is a predicted model, not a curated record. Gene Ontology annotation, biological process: proteolysis. Gene Ontology annotation, molecular function: serine-type endopeptidase activity. NCBI's taxonomy places the organism in Eukaryota, Metazoa, Arthropoda, Insecta, Siphonaptera, Pulicidae. The transcript is spliced from 6 exons.
AUGAAGAAUAUAACAGAAAAACAUGAAGCUUCUUACACUUUUGCAAUAUAUCCUAUAUGCUUACCCUAUCGAAAGGAUGUGGCAUAUAAAAUAUUUGCUACUUCCAAUGAACAAGAAACCCUUUGGGGAGCCGGAUGGGGUUCCACGCAGUAUGGUGGUGCCACCAGUUCAAUUUUGCAAGAAGUUAUGUUACCUGCAGUAACUACAGAAAAGUGUCAAAAUGCUUACUCAGCAUUUCCAAAUAAGAUAAUAGAUGAAAGAGUUAUAUGCGCCGGCUACGAACAAGGCGGUAAAGAUGCCUGCUCGGGUGAUAGUGGAGGACCUCUUUUUUGGCCCGUGAGAGUAGUCUACUUUUUAAUUGGUAUCGUUUCUUAUGGAUACAGGUGCGCUGAACCUGGAUUCCCUGGGGUAUAUACUCGAGUAUCUGCGUAUAUGCCUUGGAUUGUUGAAAAGUUACAGCAAUAA